AUGGAAAGGGGAAAUCAGUCUGAAAUUUCAGAGUUCAUACUUUUGGGUCUUUCAGACCAGCCAGAACAACAGAGACUCCUGUUCUGCCUAUUCCUCUUUAUGUACCUGAUCACAGGACUAGGAAACCUACUCAUCAUGAUGGCUAUUAGUUGUGACCCACACCUGCACACACCCAUGUAUUUCUUCCUCAGUAACUUGUCCCUGGUUGACAUAGGCUUCACCUCCACCACCAUUCCCAAGAUGCUGAAUAAUCAUAUAUCCAGAAACAGAACAAUGCCUCAUGCUGGGUGCCUGACACAAGUAUUCUUCUUCAUUUGGUUUGGGGGGAUUGAUAGUGUCCUCCUCACUGCCAUGGCUUAUGACCGCUAUGUGGCUAUUUGUAACCCACUACACUAUAAGACAGUCAUGACUCCAAAGGUCUGUGCCUUUCUAAUACUAAUAUCUUGGUCUUGGGCCUGUGGCAAUGCUCUCACAGAGACCCUCUUGCUGACCCGACUUUCCUUCUGUGGCCACAGUGAAAUUCCUCAUUUUUUCUGUGACCUCAGUGCCCUGCUAAAGUUAGCCUGCUCAGACACCUUCAUCAAUGACUUAGUAGUUAACACAGUGGGAGCACUGAUAGUAUUUCUACCCUUCAUUGGAAUCCUCAUCUCCUAUGCUCACAUUUUCAUGGCUGUAAUGAAGAUCUCUUCUGUGAGUGGGAAGCAGAAAGUUUUCUCCACCUGUGGAUCCCAUCUCACUGUAGUCUGUCUCUUCUAUGGGACAGUCAUUGGGGUGUACUUCAGCCCCACAUCCACCCACACAACCCAACAAGAUAUAGCAGCAACUGUGAUGUACACUGUGGUCACUCCCAUGCUGAACCCUUUCAUCUACAGCCUAAGAAACAAGGACAUGAAAAGAGCCUUGAGGAUGCUUAUCCCUAGGAAACUGAGAUUUAUUAGAAGACUAUGA
Antechinus flavipes (yellow-footed antechinus) is the source of this 948-nucleotide messenger RNA. RefSeq names its product olfactory receptor 1361-like. Gene Ontology annotation, biological process: G protein-coupled receptor signaling pathway. Lineage: Eukaryota; Metazoa; Chordata; Mammalia; Dasyuromorphia; Dasyuridae. The transcript has a single exon. Gene Ontology annotation, molecular function: olfactory receptor activity; G protein-coupled receptor activity. The coding region runs from base 1 to 948 and encodes 315 amino acids. The record is from RefSeq and is a predicted model, not a curated record. Gene Ontology annotation, cellular component: membrane.